ACAUAACAUUGGAGAGAGAGAGAGAGUGACGCAAAUGUGUUGUCGAGCGGUGGGAGGGAUUAUGCUUACAUUAUCCAUUUAAUCUCUUUUCAAAGUCUAUGAGUCGUCAAUUAGGGUUAGGUAGUAGAUUUAGGUUCACUAUCAUCAUAGCCCAUCUAAAAGCGCACGGCACCGCAUCCCAACGGUCGCUCUGCACCACAACGCGCUUCUGAUGAGCAGGGUCUUCCAUUCCAGCCUGAGUCCACCAACUGCCAGUUCAGUUGAGCAAACUUUGCAGAGGAGCUUCGGAAAUCGGAGUGGAUUUCGUUGGUUUUCUAUUAUUUAAACACCUGACUAAAUUCCACUAUUUGGAGAAAAACUCGGACAUCAUCCAACAUCAAUUCAGUUGGAUUUAAAGUUAUGGCACUAUCAGUGCUGCGCAGCAGUUUGCUUUUGCUAUGUGUGACAACUAUCCAUACUUGCCAUGGUGGCGGACAGCUUUGGUCCAGCUGCUGUAUGGUCUGCCACUGGAGAAGAAGAAAAAAGUGGAGAAGGGAUGAGAGAGGAGAGAGAGAGAGAGAGGCAUGGCAUCUACUAACAUGUUCCUUCAGAACUGCAUGGACAAACACCAGUUGGUUGGUGUUCUCCGUCAGAUGGAGAAGUUUCUGAAGGGACAGGAGAUGAGGUUCACAGAGGGACUACGCAUCAUGAAGUCCAAACUGGCAACCCUACAGAACUCUGUGUCCAAGCUACCGCAGGCCGAUCAGUCGGCUGCUCCGUCCGUUUGCCCCUCCCUGGACGCCCCUGUCCACGGGAGGAAGUUUGGCUCCAAGUAUUUCAUCAGUCAUGAGGUCCAUUUUACCUGUUCCCAUGGUUACCACCUGGUGGGCCCCGAGACACGUGUGUGUCAGGAGAACGGGAGUUGGAGCGGUGUCAACACCAUCUGUAAAGAUAUGAGUGAGUGCUCCAGUAACCCAUGCCAGAACGGAGGGACCUGUGUAGAGGGAGUCAACCAGUACAGGUGCACCUGUUCACAAAGCUGGAAUGGAUCCAACUGUCAGCACCAGACACAGACGGCUCCGCCCGAGUGGAGCGUCAUGAAUGACCCGGCGUUCAGCAGACGUCCCCGCUGUGCCAAAGUGGACCGCGCCCAACACUGCAGCUGCGAUGCUGGCUUUCACAUGAGUGGGACAUCUGGCAACAGUAUCUGCCAGGAUGUAAAUGAGUGUGAGGUGUACCGGCUGGACCAGGGGGGCAAGCUGUGUGUGUACGAGUGUGUCAACAUACCAGGCUCCUACCACUGCUCCUGCCCCAGCCACUAUAAGCUGCUGCCUGAUGGUAGGAGCUGUGAGGAUGUGGAUGAGUGUCUGACCCAGCAGCACAACUGCAGUAGAGGAACAACAUGUUUCAACACUGGAGGAGGGUUCCAGUGUGUGAGCCCGGAGUGUCCCCGAUCACACGGCAACAUCAGCUACGUCAAGACGUCUCCCUUUCAGUGUGAGAGGAACCCCUGCCCUAUGGAGAGUCGUUCCUGUCACCUGGCUCCUAAGACGGUCUCCUUCCACUACCUCUCCCUCCCCUCCAACCUCCAGACCCCGGCAACCCUGUUCCGCAUGGCAACCGCAGCCGCCCCCGGCCGCCCCGGCCCCGAUAGCCUGAGAUUCGGCAUUGUCGGGGGCAACAGCCGCGGGAUGUUCGUGAUGCAAAGGUCGGACCGCCAGACGGGUGAAUUGAUCCUAGUUCAGAGGUUAAGAGGACCACAGAAUAUCAGUGUUGAUGUGGACAUGUCAGAGUAUAGUGAUCGCACCUUCCAGGCUAAGCAUGUGGCGAAGGUGCAUAUUCUGGUAUCAGCGUAUAACUUCUGAGGAGGAUGGACGGACAGAGGAACGAGUGAAAGGGACAGAGGGAGGAAGGGAGAAGAGGAACGAAGGAGGAGAGAGGGAGAAGAAUGGAGAAAAGGAGGAGGAGAG
Molecule: messenger RNA, 1949 nt
Organism: Oncorhynchus gorbuscha (pink salmon)
Lineage: Eukaryota; Metazoa; Chordata; Actinopteri; Salmoniformes; Salmonidae
Product: fibulin-7-like
Exons: 9
Coding region: 564-1844 (426 amino acids)
Molecular function (GO): calcium ion binding
Source: RefSeq, a predicted model, not a curated record